AUGAUCUUCUUCCUUGUGUUCAUCAGCACGGCUGCCGUGCUCUUCUACGAGUUUUAUUGGAAACGCCGGAAUUUGCCGCCAGGACCCACGCCACUUCCACUACUCGGCAAUUUGGUGUCUGUCGUCAAAUGUAGCCCAGGCUACGAGUGUUUCCGCGAGUGGCGCAAGGAGUAUGGUCCCGUAUAUACGUACUGGCUGGGCCCACAACCAAUGGUAGUAGUGGCCGACUAUCAAACGAUGAAAGAAUCGAUUAUCAAGGAUGGCGACAAAUUUGCGGAUAGGGCGACGUUGAAAGACUUGGUGGACUUGCUAAAAGGCGGAAACUACGGUGUCAUCAACUCCUGGGGCGAUAUCUGGAGAGAGCAACGAAGAUUCGUUCUGCACACUCUGCGUGAUUUUGGCAUGGGCAAAAAUUUGAUGGAGGAGCGUGUCAUGCUCGAAGUCGAUUUUCUUAUCGACAGAAUGCGAUCGCUUAAAACUGAUCUGAAUAUGCAGUCCGAAUUCGACACAGCUGUCGGCUCCAUCAUCAACAACAUUUUAUUUGGAUACCGUUUUGACGAGAGCAAGCUACACGAGUUCAAAAUCAUCAAGGGACACCUGCGCACGCUCAUAACUGGCGGCCAGAAUAUACCAUUUUUGGUCGCAACGCUCCUACCCGUAUUUAGGAAAGUGCCGUACUUCAAGGAAUAUUUCUUUAACCUUAUCAACGCGCAUCAACAGAUUAUGGAUUUUAUUGCUGCGCAAAUUGAGGAGAGGCGGAAAGAAGUGGAUUUUAGCAGCGAUGAAUACACAGACUUUGUCGAAUGCUACCUAAAGGAGCAGAGAAGGCAAAAAGGCAAGCCAAACGAGUCGUUUUAUUGUGAUCACCAGCUCACCAACGUAGCGUUGGAUAUCUGGGCAGCCGGCAUGGAAACCACAUCAAACACUCUAACCUGGACAAUUUGCUAUGUGUUGAAUCACCCGAACGUUCAAAAGAAAAUGCACGAGGAAUUGGAUCGUGUAAUCGGUUCGGACCGGAUGAUUACGAUGGGUGAUAAGAAUGAUUUGCCAUAUGUGAAUGCUGUGGUUAAUGAAGCGCAAAGAGUUGCAAACCUUCUCCCCCAAAAUCUACAACGCAAACUCCUCGAGGAUACGGUAAUCGGAGCGCACCCAAUAAAAGCCGGCACCGUCGUGAUGCCCCAGAUCAGUACGGUGCUGUACGAUGAGCGGGUAUUCCCCGAUCCGUACACCUUCAAGCCGGAGCGCUUUAUAAAUUCGGAUGGGUCGCUGAAGAGAUAUGAGGAGCUUGUUCCAUUUUCUGUGGGGAAACGGCAAUGUGUCGGCGAGGGGUUGGCAAAAGUCGAGCUGUUCCUCUUUGUCGCAAAUUUGUUCCAGCGGUUUAAGUUCUCGGCCACGCAGACCCCAUCGAUGGUAAAGAAUCGUGGACAAGUCGUCACAGCAAAAGAUUAUUUAUCGGUUUUUCAUGAGUUGUAUUGGAAGAAAAGGAAUUUACCACCAGGUCCAACUCCACUGCCGGUGCUUGGAAACCUACUGUCGUUUUCGGGGCCGCAGCAAUAUGAGAUUUUUCGAAAAUGGAAGAAUGAAUUUGGGCCGGUGUAUACGAUUUGGUUGAGUUUCCAGCCAAUGGUUGUCAUUUCUGAUUAUGCGGUGCUAAAAGAGACAAUUCUUAAACAGGGAGGAUUGCUUGCGGAUCGCUUCUCGUUCACCGGCUUGCAGCGGUUUUUGAGAGGUGGUGGAUACGGCUUGAUAUUUUCUAAUGGAGAUUUGUGGAGGGAACAACGACGAUUCGCCAUUCAUACACUGCGCGACUUUGGCAUGGGACGAAAUUUGAUGGAAGAAAGAAUUAUGGAAAAAUUGCACGAGGAAUUGGAUCGCGUAAUUGGAUCCGUUCGGAAAGUGACAACUGCCGACAAGAAUUCGUUGCCCUAUUUGAAUGCCGUUGUCAAUGAAUCCCAGCGGUUGGCCAACAUUUUGCCUCAAAAUUUGCAACGUGUGCUGGUGGAGGAUGCUGUAGUUGGCGGCUACACAUUAAAAGCUGGUACUGCCGUGAUGCCACAGAUCAGUACGGUUAUGUUGGAUGAGAAGAUCUUCCCCGACCCAUACACCUUCAAUCCGUCUCGAUUUCUAAACCCCGAUGGCUCGAGCAAGAAGAUCGAAGAGCUAAUCCCAUUCUCGAUGGGCAAACGACAAUGUAUAGGCGAAGGUCUGGCCCGAGCCGAGCUUUACUUAUUCCUCGCCAAUAUAUUUCAGCGAUUUACGCUGACAGCCGACGUGAUGCCGUCAAUGGAAAAGGCGAAGGGACAGGUUGUCACCGCGAAGAAGUAUCUUUGCAAUGUUGCCGAAAGACAU
This is a messenger RNA of Mesorhabditis spiculigera, 2349 nucleotides long. The record is from the annotation of a GenBank genome assembly. Lineage: Eukaryota; Metazoa; Nematoda; Chromadorea; Rhabditida; Rhabditidae.